Eremomyces bilateralis CBS 781.70 is the source of this 1141-nucleotide messenger RNA. RefSeq lists its product as uncharacterized. The coding region runs from base 372 to 977 and encodes 201 amino acids. The record is from RefSeq and is a predicted model, not a curated record. The transcript has a single exon. NCBI's taxonomy places the organism in Eukaryota, Fungi, Ascomycota, Dothideomycetes, Eremomycetales, Eremomycetaceae.
UCCGCCUGGCCGAGUGUACGACGUCGUGUUUGAUUCCUACGAUCCUUCGAACUUUACCCCUGCGCCAUCUCUGUCGUCUUUGUGCUUGAAAAAGAGAGGAUUCCGUCCUAGAUGUCCACACCAACUCAAUAGUCUCGUGAAUUCUGCCUGGAGGCCUUCUCAUCUUCUAUCCUCACUUAACCACCACCAUCGCCCUAUCACUUCAUCACCAUGGCCGGUCAUAAUCAGCAAUACCCCCUCCACCAAACCCACCAAAUCAGCCAACCCGGCCAAACCCAGCCAACGCGGUAUCCCCAGUACCAACCUCACUCUGAGCAGAUGCCCAAACCACAUCCAUACUUGCCGCCAGCCCUUCUCUCUUCAAUCGAAUCAUGGGCUCGAUCUCUGCCGAACCGGCCGCCAUCACAGGGUUCUCCAUCGGGAAUAUCGUCGACAGGAUCCGCAUCGACAGCGGGACCCGGGACAUCGUCCUCGCAAAGCUCACCGACGAUGCCUGUACCACCCCCAAGGCCACUUUCAACUUCAUCGGAUCCCGCGGUCCAGGCAUAUCUGGCAUUCAAGAUGUCGUUGUUGCAGCGUCAGGACGUUGCGUAACCUUCAGAUGCGGUAUCCACAGCAAGGCAUACCUUAUGAACUGCCAGAACGCUGCUAGCUUUGCCGAUGUUGGAUCCCGUUAUUGGAAGGAAUUUCAGACCGAUCGGUCCUCUCUCCCUCGCAAAGAUGCUGCGCGUGGGACGUUCGUUUCGGCGCAUUGCUAUCGACGAUACGCUUUCUCUCCUCGAGAGGAUGGUUCCAGGCCUUGCCUCACGUCCAUGCAAAGAUCGCCGGCCACUAAUAAGGAACUGAAGGGGCAAUAUAUUCCCAACCCGGAUCCGGCGAUCCAGUUUCAAUUAGACAGACUUGUCGUAUGUCGAAUUCGGACGUCCACGGCCGCCCUUUCCAUGACAUCACGACGACCCCGGACUAUACAUGGUUAAAUUUUCCAUCCUCCUCUGCCUUCCUCGGCGGUUCAUUCUGGAAACCACCACGAUUUGCCGAAGGACAAUGGAUCUGGGAUAUUCAUAUACUAAUUAUCAUGGCGCUGGUUGCUCAUUCUUCAUGUCCUCAACACCUCGUUGCUCUGUCCUUGUUGUAUGAUCAC